AUGAAUGCUGCGCACAUUUUUCGUCAAGGCCUCGGGACUGUCCCAUCUCGAGCCAACACCGCCUUCAACCCACUUGCGGGACAGCCGACCGAUGCCGACGAUUUUUCGGAUGGCGAGGGAUCUGAACAUCGCGUAGCCCACACUUUGACAGCCUGCUGUCGCUGCCGACAACGCAAAACUCGCUGUGAUCCUACCCUCCCACGUUGUCUUCCCUGCGAGCGAUCCGGCUCUAUAUGCGAGUAUCUAGAUGCCGCCAAAGGCCGCAAAAUAAACCGUUAUUAUGUCAUCAAGCUCCAGGAUAAAGUCCGCGCGCUAGAGGCAGAACUCGAUCACUAUACUGACGAAGCCGCCGACUAUCCCAAGAGCAGUGAAGACAUCGUCCGUCCAGGUGGCAUGAUCCGCCUCAGCGUCAGUGAUGAGAUACCUCGCUACCUUGGACCCAGCAGUGGCAUCGCCUUGACUCGUCUGUUAAUGGAAGAAGCCAAACGCUUCACCGACUCCAAGAGCAUAGGCGAACUCAUUCCCGAAGUCCGCGCCAGACGGCAAGCGCGCAUGCAAUCUAUUCAGAUGGCUGGAACUGGAACCCUUACUGGCCACAAAAAGAGCUAUCCCAUGGUUUCUGAGGUUCCUGCUGAAGGUCUGCCUAAAAGAGUCAUUGCCAACAAGCUCAUUGACGCUUUCUAUCAGAAAACCCAACUGUCUUGGCCAGUCUUGCAUGAAAAAGACUUUAAGCAAGACGUCGAUGCCGUCUACAAUGGAGACACGGAUCCGUAUCGCAACUUUAUCGUUCGCAUGGUCUUUGGCGUCUCCCUCCAAAAGAUGGAGCAAUAUGCGGGACUCGCUGACGGUUACUACAUGGCAGCCAUGCAAUAUUUCAAGGACGUUGUGCGCCCAAAGGACCUGAAGACACUACAGUGCCUCGUUUUGGUCGCUGCAUACUCACUGCACACUCCUGCACGAAAUCCAAUCUACGCAGUCAUUGGCCUCGCCGUCCGCAUCUGUCAACAAGAAGGGCUCACUGAGGAAAAGACCAUCACAGCCGGCUACAACCUGGACGCCAAAACGAUCGACAUGAGGAGACGGCUCGUCUGGAUGGUUGCAACAUUCGAAUACGUCCUUUCGCAUUACAUGGGACGUCCAUCAUCUUUCGCCAAGGGCGGCGACCGAUUAGACGUGGAUUGGUUCGCAACGGUCAAGGACGAAAAUAUUACAGCAAACGGCAUCACAGCCGGAUCUACCGACUACAGAAAAAUGAACACGAUACACAUCUACAAGUUACGUUCCAUCGAAUGCGAAAUCAGGAGAACUCUGUACGAAAGAAAGCGCCCCGAGCCAGUUACCGAUACGCACCCAUGGUAUCAGAGCAUAGAUAGACGACUUGAGGACUGGCUCAAGUCACGUCCGGAAGAAAUUGCCUGGACCAAGGCUUGGUACUUUGGGGCCUAUCAUCAAUCUCGCAUGUUUUUGUAUCGCCCCUCCCCUCAGGUGCCAAAGCCGUCUGCCAGCGCUGCGCAAAUUUGUUAUGAUAGUGCUGCAUUUGUCCUCUCGCUAUCUAAGAAGCAAAUCGACACGUCGGCCAUGGACUCGACGUGGAUGUUCCUUCUUAACCUUUCUACUGCUCUCAAUACGCUGCUGUGGUCCAUUUCGUAUCCUGAUGUUCGACAAGCGCACGGUAGAGAAGAGGUCGCUGAAUUGAUCAAUUCUGCGUUGGACUCACUCGACAGCUGCUCAGCACGCUGGCCGGGUGCGGCAGCUACGGCCCAGCUGUACACUAUCUUGUCAAAGGCAUGUCUGCAGAGCUACGAAGAUGGGCAGUUCAACCCGCUGUUUUCCUUUGCCAGCCCUUCCAACUGCACUGACAUGGCGUCUCCGCCAGUGGUGAACCAAGGAGCCGAUGGCCAGGCACAGCUACCAUACCUAAACCCGCCUCAAUUUGGCUGGGCAUUUGAUUCACCUCCGGAGACGAUGAAUUCAUACACGUUUGACCCCAACUUCCCCCCUCCGCAGCCGGCGUUUCGAUCCAACUCCAUCUUUUGCAAUCCGGCGACUGACUCCAGUGGGCGUCGAUUCUCGUACUUUCCACCUGAUAUCAGCCAACCAGGUGACGGCAUCAUGGAGCAAGCCGCAACUUUUGUGCCGCCCCCACAGCAAAACCAACAGCAAAGUCAAUUACACCAGCAAAACCAACACCAACACUACACACCCCACCAACAGCAUCAACAGCAUCAACAGCACCAACAACAUUCACAACAUCCGCAAUCUCAGCAGCAGAAUCAGCACCAGCACCAGCACCAGCAUCAGCAGCAUUCGCAACCACCAUCUCAACAUCCCACACCCUGUCACUCCGAUCAAAUGAGCAACCACAUGCCGACGCCCCCCGAGUCACUCGCCCCUCCCGCCACCCUCUCCGCCGCUUCAACUAAUUCCGGCUUUACCCCUCCUGGCAUGAGCCUGGCCGCGCCCAACAUGAUGGAAACCUCGAUGGCCUCUAUGACUAUGGCCACAGGUGGUGGCCCGCCGCACAUAACGCCGCCGCCGCCGCAGCAGCAGCAGCAACAACAAAAGAACAUGGGCAACCCCGCCGCCAUGCCCCGCGCCGGGCCCGGCCUGCCGGACCAAAAGCCUCUGCCCAAUGCUAUGGCGCCCGGUGGUGGUGGCGGCGGCGGCGGCGGCGGCGGUGGCGACUGGUAUGCCACGCCCAUGCCGCAGUUUAUCUCGCCGUACAACAUUGGCCAGAUGAGCAGCAGCAGCUUCCUUGACGCCGUCGCCGCCGAAACGCCCCUCAGUGUCGACUCCAAUGCCUUUAGCCCCGCGGGCCAGCAAAAUGCCGCUGCCAUGGCGGGAAUGCCCACCAUGGCCUCGCCCAUCGACGGCGGCCUCUCUCCUUACGGCUACAUGCCCGGCCGCCACGGCAGCCUGUCGCAGUCACAGCAGAUGGAGCUCAUGCACGUGUUUGAGCGCGAGGGAGUCAGCGAGCUUGACGCCAUGCUCAACUCGGCGAAUAAUAUCUCGGUCGAUGCGAGCUGGUACUAG
Beauveria bassiana ARSEF 2860 is the source of this 3033-nucleotide messenger RNA. Its product is annotated as fungal specific transcription factor. The record is from RefSeq and is a predicted model, not a curated record. Gene Ontology annotation, biological process: DNA-templated transcription; positive regulation of transcription by RNA polymerase II. The transcript has 4 exons. Lineage: Eukaryota; Fungi; Ascomycota; Sordariomycetes; Hypocreales; Cordycipitaceae. Bases 1 to 3033 code for a protein of 1010 amino acids. Gene Ontology annotation, molecular function: zinc ion binding; sequence-specific DNA binding; DNA-binding transcription factor activity, RNA polymerase II-specific.